Peromyscus leucopus (white-footed mouse) is the source of this 3167-nucleotide messenger RNA. RefSeq names its product heterogeneous nuclear ribonucleoprotein A3 (gene Hnrnpa3). The coding region runs from base 97 to 1170 and encodes 357 amino acids. Gene Ontology annotation, molecular function: RNA binding. The record is from RefSeq and is a predicted model, not a curated record. Lineage: Eukaryota; Metazoa; Chordata; Mammalia; Rodentia; Cricetidae. The transcript is spliced from 11 exons.
GGCGGGCGCGGAAAGCGCGUCACGUGACGACUGGCCCGCCUCUUCCUCUCGGUCCCAUAUUGAACUCGAGUUGGAAGAGGCGAGUCCGGUCUCAAAAUGGAGGGCCAUGAUCCAAAGGAACCAGAACAGUUGAGGAAGCUGUUUAUUGGUGGUCUGAGCUUUGAAACCACAGAUGAUAGCUUAAGAGAACAUUUUGAGAAAUGGGGCACACUUACAGACUGUGUGGUAAUGAGAGAUCCCCAAACAAAACGUUCCAGGGGCUUUGGUUUUGUGACCUACUCUUGUGUUGAAGAGGUGGAUGCUGCAAUGUGUGCUCGGCCACACAAGGUUGAUGGGCGUGUGGUGGAACCAAAGAGAGCUGUUUCUAGAGAGGAUUCUGUAAAGCCUGGUGCCCAUUUAACCGUGAAGAAAAUUUUUGUUGGUGGUAUUAAAGAAGAUACAGAAGAAUAUAAUCUGAGAGACUACUUUGAAAAGUAUGGCAAAAUCGAAACCAUAGAAGUUAUGGAAGACAGGCAGAGUGGAAAAAAGAGAGGAUUCGCUUUUGUAACUUUUGAUGAUCAUGACACAGUUGAUAAAAUUGUUGUUCAGAAAUACCACACUAUUAAUGGGCAUAAUUGUGAAGUGAAAAAGGCCCUUUCUAAACAAGAGAUGCAGUCUGCUGGAUCACAGAGAGGUCGUGGAGGUGGAUCUGGAAACUUCAUGGGUCGUGGAGGAAACUUUGGAGGUGGUGGAGGUAAUUUUGGUCGUGGUGGAAACUUUGGUGGAAGAGGAGGCUAUGGUGGUGGAGGUGGUGGCAGCAGAGGUAGUUAUGGAGGUGGUGAUGGUGGAUAUAAUGGAUUUGGAGGUGAUGGUGGCAACUAUGGUGGUGGUCCUGGUUACAGUAGUAGAGGAGGCUAUGGUGGUGGUGGUGGACCAGGAUAUGGAAACCAAGGUGGUGGAUAUGGUGGUGGUGGAGGAGGAUACGAUGGUUACAAUGAAGGAGGAAAUUUUGGUGGAGGUAACUAUGGUGGUGGGAACUAUAAUGACUUUGGAAAUUAUAGUGGACAACAGCAAUCAAAUUAUGGGCCCAUGAAAGGGGGCAGUUUUGGUGGAAGAAGCUCAGGCAGUCCCUAUGGUGGUGGCUAUGGAUCUGGUGGUGGAAGUGGUGGAUAUGGUAGCAGAAGGUUUUAAAAAAAAAGCAGAAAAGGGCUACAGUUCUUAGCAGGAGAGAGAGCGAGGAGUUGUCAGGAAAGCUGCAGGUUACUUUGAGACAGUCGUCCUAAAUGCAUUAGAGGAACUGUAAAAAUCUGCCACAGAAGGAGCGAUGAUCCAUAGUCAGAAAAGUUACUGCAGCUUAAACAGGAAACCCUUCUUGUUCAGGACUGUCAUAGCCACAGUUUGCAAAAAGUGCAGCUAUUGAUUCAUGCAAUGUAGUGUCAAUUAGAUGUACAUUCCUGAGGUCUUUUAUCUGUUGUAGCUUUGUCUUUUUCUUUUUCUUUUCUUUACAUCAGGUAUAUUGCCCUGUAAAUUGUGGUAGUGGUACCAGGAAUAAAAAAUUAAGGAAUUUUUAACUUUUCAAUAUUUGUGUAGUUCAGUUUUUCUACAUUUUAGUACAGAAACUUUAACAAAAAUGCAGUUUUGAAGGUGUUUCCUUGUGAGUUAACAAGUAAAGAAGAUCAUUGUUAAUUACUAUUUUGUAUGAAUUUUGCUAAAGUUAACUGUAAAGAAACACCUACUGACUUGCAAUUUAAGGGGAAUCUAUUCUCCCCAUUUCCAAAACCAUGAUGAAUGGGCGCUGAUAUGUGGAGAGAAUAGAUAUCUGUAUGUUUGCUAUGUGUGUUUUAGAUAAUUAGGAUUGGGUAAUAAAAAUUAGCAUAUUUGUGAAUUUAAUAGCAUUAAGAUUACUUUCAAAUGAAAAAGAUCUCAAAAGUUCCUAUUUGGUUUUUGUGCAUUUUCUUUCGAAAUGUAAUCAUAAUUUUAGUAUGUUAGAGUCCUAGCCGUGUUAAGAACAUCUCCAUUCCACAUUUACCUUGAUCACAUUGAAACUGCUGCCAAUAGUUUGGGGUAUAAAGUGUUUACACUGCCCUCUACAAAAGGGUGGUGGAUGUAUUUCAUCUCCCAGUUUAACAGUCUUUUUAAUACAGGACCACUAAGUCUGCUGUGUCUGAGCAAACUGGUGGAUGCCUGGUCUGUUCUGCUUUUUAAAAUUCCAAGUCCCAAGCACAUUGACCUAGUCACUUCCUUGGUUUAGUCUCCCCCUACACACAGCUUUUCAGGGCAUAGGAAUAAAAGUCACUCAUUUGAACCCCUCACUGGCUGGCAUGCUUUUCUGUUUAUACCCUAUACAUUUUGCUGGAUGAUGAAGCCAAGGAUAGUUAGGGUGUCAUUGUCCAAAACAAAGCAGCAGAAAAUGUAGCAUAGUUACUUAGUAUAAGCACCUCACUUCCCAAAGGUCUGAAUUCAAAUUUGGAUAGCCCUGAAUGCUUAAAUCCCCAAAGAACAUACGGUUAUUCUUUGUAUAUAUUCCAUCCUAAAACAUGUUGGUGUUUGUUCAGAGACCCUGGUUGAGGAGAGUUCUAGAUACUAAGGUCAUAUAUAUGAAAAAUGUCUACUGUUGCGCCCGCCAGCUAGUGCUUAACAACUUCAUUCAAGCCCUAAGUGUGUGCUCUGCUGUUGCUUUCUUUGGCAGUUGAACAUUGAAUUCAAAUUUUUACUUGGUUUUUGAAGUACAAGCAAAACAAGCAAUAAAAUGGGGAAUGGGUCGUGCUAGUGUUUGAAUAUGCUCUCUUGUUGCUCUAAUUCUGUGCCUCUGUGCAUUAUUAAUAUUUGGAUGCAUGCAAUGCUAGCAUGGAACUUUGGUCUUCACAAAUACUGCAGUUUUUCCAGAAAACAUUCACAAACCAAUAAAUGUAACAGACAACAUUCCAUUUGUUAAUGGGCAUAUGUGAAUAAGCAGUGUAGAAAAUAGGCUCAUGUUAGAAAAUGGUUACAUCUUUCAUAACUAGGCUCAUGUUACAAAAUGGUUACAUCUUUCAUAACUAAAGUGUGGUUAUAUAAAUGGACACUGUCAAUGUUCAUAGUUUAAACCUGGGUACCUGGUCAAAAUGCUUAGGAAAUAUUAAAACUGAGCUAAAUUGUCUCAAGUCCUUUUAUUCAUAUAAUAAAGAUUGAAAGAAUUGGGGAGGUAA